Echinostoma caproni is the source of this 981-nucleotide messenger RNA. NCBI's taxonomy places the organism in Eukaryota, Metazoa, Platyhelminthes, Trematoda, Plagiorchiida, Echinostomatidae. The record is from the annotation of a GenBank genome assembly.
AUGAGAUUGCUGAUCAUUACACUACUAGCUGUCGGAGCGCUCGCUUCCAAUGAUGAGCUGUGGCACCAUUGGAAGCGUCUGUAUAAGAAAGAGUACAACGGUCCUGAUGACGCAGUUCGACGAGCCAUUUGGGAAGAGAAUGUUGAGCACAUCAAACAACACAAUUUGCGCCAUGAUCUGGGCUUGGUGACCUACAGUCUGGGAUUGAAUCAGUUCACCGAUUUGACGUUUGACGAAUUCAAAGAGAAAUACUUGUCGGAAAUGCCAUCCACAUCGAAUUUCAUUUCCGAAGGCAUUCCGUUCAAUCCGACCAAUGUGAAUGUGCCCGAUAGCGUGGAUUGGCGUGAGAAGGGCUACGUGACUGAGGUGAAAAAUCAGGGUCAAUGCGGCUCAUGUUGGGCCUUCUCUACGACCGGUGCAGUGGAAGGACAAUACAGGAAACUGUUCAGAACAAACGUAUCAUUCUCUGAACAACAGCUGGUCGAUUGCAGCUCAUCAUACGGUAACCAUGGAUGCCAUGGUGGUCUGAUGGAAAACGCCUAUCGAUAUCUGGGCAAAUACGCAUUGGAGCAAGAGAAGGAUUAUCCUUAUAGGGCAGUGGAAGGCCAAUGCAAGUAUGAUGCAUCGAAAGGAGUGACUAAACUAAGCGAAUACCAUGUCGUACAUUCGGGAAAUGAGCUCGCUUUGAAAGGAUUGAUCGGUCAAGAUGGGCCUGCUGCGGUGGCCUUGGAUGUGGAGAGGGACUUCAUGAUGUACAGGAGUGGAAUUUUCCAGAGCAGUGCAUGCUCACCGAGGGCUUUGAAUCACGGAGUUUUGGCUGUCGGAUAUGGAAGCGAGAGAGGCAUGGACUAUUGGAUUGUGAAAAACAGCUGGGGUAAAACUUGGGGUGACAAGGGAUACAUUCGAAUGGCCAGGAACCGAGGCAAUAUGUGUGGAAUCGCCACCAUGGCCAGCGUGCCACAUGUGACGGUUCCCCACUAA